Molecule: messenger RNA, 3522 nt
Organism: Gopherus flavomarginatus (Mexican gopher tortoise)
Lineage: Eukaryota; Metazoa; Chordata; Testudines; Testudinidae
Gene: DYNLRB2
Product: dynein light chain roadblock-type 2
Exons: 4
Coding region: 94-384 (96 amino acids)
Biological process (GO): microtubule-based movement
Cellular component (GO): cytoplasm; centrosome; cytoplasmic dynein complex
Molecular function (GO): dynein intermediate chain binding
Source: RefSeq, a predicted model, not a curated record
UCCCAGCAGCGCUUCCGGCACUGCCCCAUAGCAACCGUUGCGAGGAGAAAGUCUAGGUCUGACGCGGGGGACUCCUGCUGCGCGUCCCUGGCCAUGGCAGAAGUAGAGGAAACACUAAAGAGGAUUCAGGCACACAAAGGGGUUAUUGGAACUAUUGUUGUAAAUGCAGAAGGAAUUCCAAUCAGAACAACUCUAGAUAAUUCUACAACAGUACAAUAUGCAGGUCUUCUUCAUCAGCUCACAAUGAAAGCGAGGAGCACAGUGAGAGAUAUAGAUCCUCAGAAUGAUCUAACCUUUCUUCGGAUCAGAUCUAAGAAACAUGAAAUCAUGGUAGCCCCAGAUAAGGAGUAUCUUCUAAUUGUUAUUCAGAACCCAUGUGAAUAGACUUGCCGCAACAAUAUUUUUAGAGAUACCAAUGCAGCUGUACUUUUUAAAGUCAUAAUCCUUUGAUUAUUUUCAAACAUACCACUGAGUUCUUACAUAAUGUAUGUAACUUGUCAUUGCUGAAACUUUUCCAAGCUAAUAUUCUCAGUUGUAGCUGUACUUUAACUUAUGCUUGAGCAAAACAAACAUUGUAUGUGUAGAUAAAUACUCAGAAGAGCAACAUGUUAAAAACCUUUUGUUAAUGGAUUUUCUGGCUAAUUCUUGGAACUAAAGAAUUCUCUUUACAUCACAAGUUUAGGUGGUUUUUUUUUUUUUAAAGCAGGAAUCACAUUUCAUGGAAGUUAGUAACUUGUGUAUGUACUUGUAACUGUACUCAUAUAAACUCAAGAAUACAGGAUUAAAUAGGUUACUCAUCUCGGUUCCAUUGGGUUAAAGAGGACUGUGUUUUGUCUCUGUAACUUCUGCAUUUUGGUCAUUCUAAAGAAAUAAUUUUACUUCCACCUUAAGUACCCUUCAGUUUCUAAUGAACAAUUGAAUCACAACAGCUUCAGUUAAAUAUUUAAAGCUAAUGCUGAAGAAAGGUCCAGAUGAAGAGAAUGGCCCUUCCACCUUGAAUUAAUGCAAAACUUAUUAAUUUGUGUUUACUGGCAAUUCUAGAUAGUGCUUCUAAGUAACUCAUCAAAACUCUUGAUAAAACACUCAGAUGUGACCACCUUCAAAUCCAGCAUGUACUGAAUACAGUGAGCCAUUUCUUCCAGCAUAUUUUGCAACACUGCCACAGAUCUUGCAGUUCUCUCCAAAACUGGAAACCUGUUCAGACCAUUGUUUUAAAUCAGACAGUUAAAGUGUACGUAGAUUUUGAUGUUACUAAUGAUUCUUUAAAAUUCUUUAAAACUUUUUCAGCAUCACUAGGUCAAGAAUGGUUUUAUGCUAAUAUUUCAUCAUGGGGCAGGGGGUAGGAACAAUCUGGAAAUUAGAAGUGGUAGGAAGCCUGGCUAAAGAGACCCAGGGAUAAAAUGAAUCCAGUUGCUUGGGAAUAACAGAAGCCAAAGGGAUGGUUAUUGAUGGUACAGCCACAGUAUAAUAUCCAUUUGCUGGGUGACAAUUGAAAAUAUGAAUGGCUGUCAUGAAAAGGACCAUUACAUGGAAAUAAAUAUAGCAAAUCAAUCUCUUUACACACUGAAGUAAAAUAAAGCAGAGCAGAUGUUUGAACAUUGCUAAUGUACUCUGUGCUGUACAAGAAAACACUCCCUACUUCCUAUGGUCUUUCAUCUAAAUUAUUAGUUCUAAAUUUAAAGUGACAACAGUUCAUUAAUGAAUGCUGGCAAAUAUGUACCAAAACUAAGUUUUCAAUUUAUCACCUUCCCUAGUUCUGUGGUAGUAAUGCUUCUUAACAGCAUGCCAGUCAUUGUCAAAUGUCUAAUUAACCUUUAUUCAUAAAAGAAAUACUUUGGCAUUUUGGGGGAUAUCCUGUGUAACAAGUCAAAGUCAGUGUGUCUGGCUUUCCUUUCACUUCCUCUAGUUAGCUUCUGGACUAAUUCUACUGCAGAUCAACAGUCACAGCAGUGUUGAAGGGUGGAGAUGUAACCCCAUUCUUAUUGUCUAUUUUAGAUUAUUUUCCUUUUUGUUAACAAAUAACUAAAUUAAUAUCCAAUAUAUUGUUUUUGCAUUAUAUUACUCCAGCAAACUGCUGAAGUUAGUCCUUACUGUGUAAUAUUUUCUAACUUGUCAAAAAUAUCAGAUGGCAUCACCUCUUAAUACCUUCCAGCGCCAUGAAAAUUGUCCUUCAGUCAGACAUGGCAGUACUCAUGCAUAGAGAAAAGCUUUGUACAUGGCAAUAUUUGUUCUUCACUUCUGUUAUCAUUCUUUUGUGUGUGUAAACGUCUUUCAAACUUUAAUCUGAUAUUCUUCAAGCAACUGAUUUUCACUUUGAUUUGGGUCCCAGUUUAUCAAAGUACUUGAAGGGGUUAAGUACAUUAUUGAAUAGAGAUGAACUUAAGUUCAAAGUUAAAUUUAAGCAUGGAUUUAAAGCCAGUUGAAAUGAGACUUAAGCCCAUGUUCAAAAGUAAGCACAGACGUAAUUGCCGAAAAGGGGCUCUAAUGUGUAGAAAUGGUUUAUAAGUCAUUAUAUGCAAUCUUCAAAAUGUCCAAAUAAUGCUCACAAAUUCAUUCCCAUCACAACUCAUGUUAGAAGCCCUGGCAGUCAUGGAUGCAGAUCUGAGGGCAAAGUCUGGUCCACUGUUGGCAGUGUAACUAGUGACAGUUGCAUGAAAUUGCAAGCCGAGUUUUCUGUUCCUGAGUGUACUGUAGAGUCUUUACCAAGGCUCCUUACAAGCUGUGCAAGUAUAUGCAGUAUUAGCAACAUUCUCAUUACAGACUAUAAAUAUAUAAUGAAAUAGCCUGCUGUUUUUAUUUCCAUUUUCUAUUAGAAAGCUACUGGAUAGAGCUGUGGUUUUUCAACAGAAAAAAGUAAAAAUUGAGAGAAUAUCCAUAAUCUCAGUGGAAUCUGCUGUCAGCAGAUUCAUCUGAACAAAGGUGGGGAAGUAACAGAAGGAAAAGCAGAAUCAGAGGAUGAGACUGUAAUUUUAAAAUUACAGUGCAAAACUAUUACUUAAGACUGCUCAGGCUAUGGUGAAGUUAGUGUUUAGGUGAUAAAACCACCAGUGUAAUCUCUACUAGCCAAUUGUAUUUAGAAUCCUGAUAACAUUUAACCAGGAGAAAAAGAAUUUCAGUGACAUCCAUAGUAUUCUUUAAAAGACUAAUUUUAUGGAUAAUGGUUGGCUGAUCGACUAAACUAGCAUGUUCUGAGUUAAUCAGAAUGCUGCUUUUCUCUCAGCCACCAUCACUCAAGUGUUCCAACAUCCAUCUGACAAAAAUAUCACAUCACACAUUUGGAAUGAUAAAAAUAAACUAUUGUAAUUGCAAUAGAAAUCUGUCACUGGGUCAUUCUCCCACUUUAAAAAUACAACAUCCAUCUUGGCUUUGCCUCAACAUUUAUUUUUGACAAAUGUUGAACCUCUCCUGAGACACCACCUAGUGCCUGUCAUCUGUCCCAUUUACAAUAAUAAUGCAAGCCAGUUGUUUAUCCGCUUCAAGUUUUACUUAUCUGCCAUUUAGCAUGAACAUCUUUGAGCAAUA